AUGUCUCCAACCAAAGUGGAAACAAUCGAAACGCCCUUCACAUCCGGCGCCGUAAAAAGCGGCAGUAGUCUGGAUUUCUGGAGGUCAUAUGUACAAGCCCGUCCAAGCCCGACUGAGGACUUCUUCCGUCUCAUCAGCCAAUACCACAAGACGCAUGGCAACGGCAACACUGGCCUUGCUCACGACGUCGGGACGGGGCCAGGUAACAUCGCGGCAAGACUGGCAACGUACUUUGACCGUGUCGUCGGCUCAGAUGUCAAUGACAAAGCAUUAACCGCCGCGCCGGCUCUGUUGCCGCAGGAACUUGGGGACAGAGUCACCUUCAUCACCUCCCCAGCAGAGGCGCUGGCAGAGAAAACACCAGUUCAGGCUGGUGGCCAGGGCAACACGGACCUGAUUACCGUGAGCGAGUGCAUGCCUCUGCUAGAUGCACCCAAGGCACUCGAGUCGUUUCACCAACUCCUUCGUCCCGGUGGCACUUUGGGCAUUUACUUCUAUGGUCCCUGCCUCUUCGCCGACGGAGAUGUGGAAAGCUGCAACAAGGCCUAUGACAAGGUCGCAACGCGUAUAUGCCGCUUCAACCAGCCAAUGAAGGGCACGCCAGGGUUUCCUUUCCACCUGCGCGGUGCUGAGACUUUGAUAAGCUACCUGGAUAACAUUGCCAUACCGCAAGCGGAAUGGGAGAGCGUUGAGCGCCAUAAAUGGAACUGCGAUUUCCCCCUCAUCUUCAAUAGCAAGGCUGGAUUCGAUUUUGACUUCAACCCCGUGGAUCGAAGACAUGAGAACGAAAUUACCAAGCAAACAAUAGACCGCAAUUUCUGGGGCGCAGACUGGUCUAUAGAGGACGUCCAAGCGUACUUGGAGUCGGUCUAUCCCAACUACCGACAAAAGGCUGGCCAUCAAUAUUCUAAAGUGGAGGUCUUGUUGGAAGAGCUGCGCGAUGCCAUGGGCGGCGAAAGGAGAAAGGUGACAUUUCCCGUCGUGUUGAUCCUGGCUACGAAGAAAGCGGCCCCUGAUGCUCCCAUCAAGCCUGUUGGUAUCGUCCCAACGACAGCCAACAGGGUUCAACUCUCGGUAAACUCUUCGAUCCUUGGUCGAGUCAAUGAAAUUCCAGCCGACGCUGUGCAGAAGGCCAACGAUUUGCUACAGAAGAAUCAUGAUGAGUUGCACAUCUUUUGGCGAGAUGUCAAUGGCCACAAUCACAUGGCACACUCUCUUCUGACGACGUUUGCCAUGGGCGGCGAUGGUCGCGAACUGCAGCGUGCAUACGACGACGGCAUCUCGGUCCAGCGGCCGGCGCCAGAGCUCGACAAUGAUGUAGUAAACGGCCUCGCCGACGACGACAAGAUGCUUGGGAUACUGGGCCAAAUUCCCCAAUACACCAACGUCCUUGCGUUUUUCGAACGGCAGAUAGACCAAAGCAACUGGAAGGAGGUCCUUCAUAGGUACUGUUUCAGUCGGACAAGACUGGCAGAUACUAUUCUGGCCCGCAUGUACGAGGGUGCGUAUCAUCCCAUCAUCCACCUGGGUCUCGGAGUCGAAUUUGAACAGCCUAGCAUCAUUGCGGAAGCUCUCGCGCAGGCCGUGACACACCCGUGGUCCGGUAUUCCCGAAUGCCUCCUACGAAGUGACGAGCUCGCCAGCCAAAUAGGCCAUCAUGUUCCCAGUCCCUCUCUUGUAGAGCUCUUCGAGCAGGCCCGAGCAAACGACGUCAUUCUCCACGGCCCACGCUGGGAGGACAUGGGGCUCAAAAUGAGAGACGGCGUCCUUGGGAGAUCAAAGGAUGCCAUCACCAACCUGGCGGCACAACUUCGCGUUGACCCGAUGGACUUGGAGAGGCGAGCUGCCGAAUCCAUCAACUGCAGUGCGUUUCUCGCCGGGGCGUCACAGCGAUCCGACAAGGCACCCAAGAUUGACUUCUUCCAUAUGCAUGCGGUAACGAGUUCCAUCUUUGUGACAGUUUUGCUCCGGCAGACAUGGAUCAGCCACGAGAACAAGGUUCGAAUCGUGGAAUGGAAGGGCCGCACUGAUCUUCUGUGGUAUGCGGCCAGCAGGUGCGCUGCGCCUCGCAUCGAGGAAAUCGUCGAAUACGAGGCCAAGGCGAGUUCAUCGAUGGGCUGGAGCGAGCUCUACCGCGCCAUCAACAAGAUGCACGAUGACGGCCACGUGGCCAAGUUUGUGCGUGCGCUCAAGAGCGGCCAAGAUGUCUCUCGGCCCUUUGAGAAACAAAACCCGGCCAUGUUCCCUCUUCAGGGAGACGCGUGGCUGAAUCUGGCACGGAUGGCAUAUGAUUCCACUGUCGGACUUGCAGACGAGGCAAAAUGGGUUUGGGGCGCUGGAUUCGAGCAAGCUUGGGCGAAUGUCCCUGCCAGAAUAUGA
Molecule: messenger RNA, 2379 nt
Organism: Metarhizium brunneum ARSEF 3297
Lineage: Eukaryota; Fungi; Ascomycota; Sordariomycetes; Hypocreales; Clavicipitaceae
Gene: ptaJ
Product: Oxidoreductase ptaJ
Molecular function (GO): oxidoreductase activity
Source: RefSeq, a predicted model, not a curated record